GCUCCGCCGGGCGCGGAGGCAGCGCAUGGAGUAAGGGCGCUCCCCCACGCGUGUCCCCGCUCCCACGGCGGGCGGGCAGGCAGCGCCGCCCCAGGUUUAUGUCGCCAUGCAGCACUAUGGAGUGAAUGGUUACUCCCUCCACGCCAUGAAUUCGCUGAGCGCCAUGUACAACCUCCACCAGCAGGCAGCUCAGCAAGCCCAGCACGCCCCUGACUACAGGCCCUCGGUGCACGCCCUCACCCUGGCAGAGAGACUGGCUGACAUCAUUUUGGAGGCACGUUAUGGAUCCCAGCACCGCAAACAAAGGCGAAGUCGCACGGCUUUCACUGCCCAACAGCUUGAGGCAUUGGAGAAGACCUUCCAGAAGACUCAUUACCCAGAUGUGGUGAUGAGAGAGCGGCUGGCUAUGUGCACAAACCUACCUGAAGCCAGAGUCCAGGUUUGGUUCAAGAACCGGAGGGCCAAAUUCCGAAAGAAGCAACGUAGCUUGCAGAAGGAGCAGCUGCAGAAGCAGAAGGAUUGUGAAGGGAGCCACAGUGAGGGAAAGGCGGAGCCACCCGUGCUGGAGACCCAGGCCACCACCCCGGACACUGAGAAGGUCCAGAGCCUCCCGAGUGAGGUAGGCGCGGAUCUCAACCUAACCCUAUCAGAACAGUCGGCCAGUGAGUCUGCUCCCGAGGACCAGACCGACAGAGAGGAGGAGUUUAAGAGCACCUUGGAUGAGGCUAAAUUGGACAAGAGCCCUGAUGUGGACAGCAAGGCUUUGAACUGCAAGAGAGCGAGCCCAAAAGCAGAAUCCCCUAUCAGCGCGACUGUGACACCUUCAUCCAGCAGUGGCCUGGCUCAGACUCACUCCUACUCCUCCUCUCCCCUGAGCCUCUUCCGCCUGCAGGAGCAAUUCCGCCAGCACAUGGCAGCCACCAACAACUUGGUCCAUUACUCCUCCUUCGAAAUGGGGACACCAUCUGCCAUGCCUUACUUGGGCAUGAACGUCAACAUGACACCACUGAGCUCCCUGCACUGUCAGUCUUACUACCAGUCACUCUCCCACGCUCAGCAGGUCUGGUCUUCACCCAUCCUGCAGGCCUCCAGCUCCCUUCCAAGCCUGAACAGUAAAACAACAAGCAUUGAGAAUCUAAGGCUCCGGGCAAAGCAGCAUGCGGCAUCCCUUGGGCUUGACACCCUACCCAACUGACUGCCAGAUGAUCUACCACUGCUCCUGAGAAGAUGCACCAGAGGUUGGCACUAGACAUAUCACUCCUUGAACCCCCACCCACCCUCAUCUCUUCCUGGAGUAAGGUGCUCCCUUUCAGGGAAAACCUUGCAUUUAUUAAUGUCUUAUUAGCACCAUGAUUACAUCAGACAUUGCUACCGGCCUUGUCUUCGCUAAGUAUUUAAGGAGGAAGGGGGAAAGGAUGUAUGUUUAGACAAACAAACUGUCCUCUGGACGGCCAUGAGUUAAGCCUGUAACGUUCAGGAGAAACCCCCCUUCCUCAGCCCCACGAUAAUGUGCCAACUGUGUUAUAUACACCUUUUCUUUUUGUUGUUGUUGCAUUCUUUGGGAAAAGAAAGAGUCCUGCUUUGUCUUGUAUAUAGUUUAUAAUGGUGACAGCACUGAUCGCCUGUGUGUUACUGUCAGUGUUACAGAACUGUGACCUCUUUUGCUUUUAUUCCCCCUUCCUUCUCAAUUUUAGUAGCUAGUAUCAAAGUUACAAAUCAGCCAUCCUUCUGACCUCAGCUCGUAGCUAGUUGCUCUUCUUGGGUCAGCAUCCUAACGGUGUUUCUGAUGAAGAACAACAAUUAUGCACUUCACCGCUCCACUUCUCCCUUCUCUGCUAAAGCCAAUUUUAUAACAGCUGGGAAAUGACAUGAAGGUGAAUUUCCUGUCUAAGCACUUCCUAUAAGGCAAGCAUUUUUUGUUUACUUUUUCGUAGCACUUGUUCAAAGACAGAGGACAGAAUAAUGGCCAGAUGCUUCUGGCUGGGGAGAAAAACUGAAAGCCAAAUUCACAGGAUUGUUUUUGAUCUAGAUUUUUUACUCUUUGAUCUUCAGUGAAGUGUAAAGUCGUCUAUUUACAAAUUAUGGGGGGGGUCUUUUUGGAGAGCGUUUUGGUUCAAAGUUGACAAUAGAAAAUAAUAAAAACUUUGUAUGAACUCCCAGUGUGUUCAUACACCAUGAAUCAUAUGGUUCUUUGACAAAAACUUGAUUAAUGCAAGCUGUGUGUAGAAAACCCCUCUGAUCACCAAAUUCUACCCUCAAGCCCUGCAGCUUCAGAAACUGGUUAGCAAGUGAAAAGUUAACAAGUGAAAAAUGUCGCAAUGCUGGAGGCAAAGCAGGUGAUGAGCAGAGGCUCUGUAGUCUCUUUGUGUUCACUGAAGCUGAGGUGCAAUGGAUAAACCGGCCAAAACCACAAGAUUUGCAAGUAACCAAAAAUCACCAGCUUCAAAAUUAUCUCAGUGAACAGUUUUAGCCUGGUUUCGUUGGAUUGACCGUUCAUCCAACAUGAGGAGGGUCUCCCUGUUGAGAAGCAAUGUUUCUGCCAACUCAUAUCAUGGGGGCUUCUUUUUCGGCCAAACCAAAUAAAUCCUUUGAACCCACUGCUGUUAUCCUGCGCAUUAGGGAGGGAUGAUAUCCAGAUCUAAUCUCUAAUAUUGCCAAAGAUGGAAAAAUCCAGACUGCCUCUGUGGCAGGUGCUGGAUUUGAAUCCCACGGGUGUCAGCCAGGUCUGUGGCUAAAGCACAGGGCAGAGUUGUGAUAAUUCAUUGCAGAUGAUCAGCUGGUCCAUACGUGGUUUAACCAUGAAGUGCAGACCCACAGACUACAGCCUCUUUUGCUCCCACCUUGCUUCAUAACAAGGAAGGAGCCAGGGGCCAAAUUACCUCUUAAAACACGGCCGGGGGGAAAGAACAUUUUCAGCUUCACUAAUGCCUCUCGAAAGAGCAUCUAACUCCUUCUAAUAGAAAUGUAAGAAGAGCCAGGUUUGAUGGGAAAUGGUGGUUUAUCCCUCAUAAUGCUGUAGCAGGAGCAGACUUCUUGAGGGAGCAGCUCAACGACUGCACCAGCUUCCAAGGAAAAUGGAGCAUCUUCCUGAAACAGUUCUGUUGUGCCAAACACUUCAGUUUUGACUGUUUCUCUCCUGCUUUAGUUUUUCUGACUUUGUCAAAUCACCUCCCGUGACCAGCAGAAUACUCCACUUUGCCAAAACCAAAUGUAUUUGUAGAAAGUAGAUUCUUGGCUGCUGCUUUCAAAGGAGUCUGAUUAAAUUAAAACCACCAAAGUGCAUUUACUGUCUCUUAAAAAGAUCCUUUGAAAGUCCUAGCUUUCAUUUUUUUUGCAGCAGUGGGCGCCUGUCUCCUAAACCAGGGACACUAAAACAAAGCUUUAAUUUUUCUGCUCCCCUUUCCUCAAAAAGAUACAGACACCUCUUUUUUUUUUUUCUGCCUCCUGCUAACCUCAGCACACCCGUAGGCUACGGAGUAGCUUUGCCAGAGUAGAGCAACUGUAAAUUUAAUUAAUGCCCUCUCUGAUGUUGUUCCCUGGUUCCAGUCUAGACUGAGCUGAUGAAGCGAACAAGGGUGGUAACUGGCAGGAAGACCGUAUCCGGACUUCAGGUCUUCUUUAAGAUGCCCUCGAAACUGCAAGUCAUGCCAAUGAGUGUUUCAAACAGAGAACAGAGGGUCAUAGUUGCUCGUGUCACCUCAGAUAAGAGGGGCAUCUCUCCUCUGUCUAGGUCCCACAGGGCUGGAAAGGGUGACGUCUGCUCACAUCAGGGCAGAUACAGCUUUACCAUAGGUCAGGAUGCGUAUCACAGCCAUAGGAAGGUCAAAAUAUGUGGAUUUAUGCCCUGCUUCUGCUAUGAGGAGACAAGGAGCGCAGAAGAUAAGCUCCCUUGAUCCAGCACUAGAUUUGCCAUGAUCCUCCGGAAGGAGGUGAGUCCUUCCCCAUCGAGCACAGAGAGAAAUUAUUCCCUGUGCCUCAGUGCAAAAAUUUAUUUAACAUUCACUGCCCGCAUACGUCUCAACUGACCCUGAUUCCUGAUCCCCUUCAUCCCCUCUGGUGUCACUGACAUCCUCAGCAGGCUUGGAUCAGCUACCACGAACCUCCCAGAUGGAGCAUCUGGCGCACCAUUAAACCAUGGACAUCGGGAUGAGGCUAACACAGCCCAGAAAACAAACCGGGGGAGGAGAUGUCCAGACCUCCAUCAGUCCCUAUCCUAGGGGUGUCUGUUCAGUGCCAUCCUCAUCUGCCUCCGUGUGCUGCAGCAGCUGAUCGAGGUGCCGCCAGUCCUGGACCAGGGCAUGAGUAUAUUUCUUACUUAGAUAUCAUUUCUCCAUUCUGAAUCAGAGUGAAAAUAUCUAAAAUUUUAAAAUAAACAAAAGAAAAAAAAAUUGCUUAAAUAUGUAUGAGCUCUUGAAGUUUUUUUUUAUGCCAAGUUUGAGGUUCAUCUUCUUAUGCUCAAAAUUAAACAUCUACGACAGGAGUAAGCAGACACUCAAAGCCAAAAACUGGUUUGGAAAUUCAAAAAAGCAAGAAUUUAGACUCCUGGCUUGCAAAAGUUUAGUAAUGAAUUAUCUGCCAAAACUGAUUCUUUCCUGCAUAUUGUUUUAAUGUUGCUGGGCUUUGGGUUUUUUUCUGAAAAAAAAACAAACUAACAAAAACCAACACAGGGAGAGACUCCCCAUCCAGUUCAAGCCCGUGUAUGUAGCGGGAAGACCAAAGGGACUAAUUCUGCAUCGUUCCUCUUUGAACUUUGCAAAACUGAAAAUUUUUCAGGGGGGAGAAGUACUCCUGCAAAUGCCCCCUGAUUUGUGACAGAGAAGGUGAGGUCUGCUUGUUCUCUUUCCUUCCACUGGUCUUUAGGAAAAUGAGGUUGUUGGUGGAGUCUCAGGAACAAAAUUGAAUGAGUUUUCCCACCCCUCACUGUCCAGGCAGAGAUCCGUUUUAACAAACAUUGUGCUUGGAUAUAACACAGUUUCUUCCCUCAUGGGCAUAAAAUGCCUGGAGUGUAACCCAGACAUCCUACCCGGUCAGACGGGCAAACUAUUUUUGAGGGAAAAAAAAGCACCUAUCUAUCUUCUCUGGAUGCUGUGCCAGCCCAGUGCUGGGGAAGGGCAUCCCUGGUACAGUUCCAGCCGCAAGGAGAUAAAUUUAAGAAGAGAAGCAACAUUUUGAGUUUCAUAAUGUAGACUAUUAAGUUGAUUUUUUUUUUAAUACAUGAAAGGAAAGCCAAAUAAGUGCAUAGCAUGGCAUAGAGGUUGGGAAAAGGAUACGUCCAGUCCUUUAAAACCAGUGAUGGAGAGACUGGGAGAAAAAUGUCCCCAAUUCCUAUUUUGAAACAGGUUAUGUAUUUGGAGAUUUCCUCUUUUGGUCUUUUUCCCUUCCUAUGGCUUUCCUUACGUUGCCUCUCCUUGGUGGAUCAGCUGUGGCUUCAAACCCUACUUACUGAAUUUUUAAAGGUUUUAGCUAUGGUCCUUGACGGAUCAGGGCCCAGGAGAAAACAGGUCACAAUAUUCAGGGUAAGAGUUUGCAGCUGAAUUUCUUCUACUUGGCAAGAGAAGUAUGAUAGGUGUUAUUAAAAUACAGGAGGUAUUUAAACGCUGCCGGAGAAAUAUUAAAUACUACCAGUGAGUAAAGAUCCUGCAAUGAUGCUGGGAGUGGGAGGCAGAAAGGGAAGCUCUUUUUUCCCUUUUUUCUUCUUAUGUAUUUUUUGGCAAAUAAGUGGAAUUAUUGUUGCUGGUGAAUAGGGGAAUAAAGAGAGAGAGGAGUUUCGCCUGUAUUUCUCCCACCAAAAAUCACCAUUUGCCGUACAGAAAACAAAAACGCUCCUGAACACAAAAAUAACCAUGAACAAGCAGACCCCCGUGCAUCCCAUUUAGGUAUUUUACCAAGUGAAGAAUUUCAGCCAGCUCUAGGUUUCUGUUGUCAAUGCAAGCAGCCAGAGAUGCUCAUCUUUGCUAAAGAAAAACCAAAGUGUGUGUGGACGCAGAGAGAACUGGAAUUAUUUCUGUCCCCAUGUGGCAUGUGUGGUGCUUCCAUUGGCACGACAAUUUUGAGCAACUUCGGGACGCUUCUGAAGAGUUAAUACAUAAAGGAUUAAAUAAACCUUUGUAGAAAGGAAAUGCAAAUUCAAAUCCAACAUAUUCUAUUAGUUUAAUUACAGUAGCUAUGAAACAUAACUCAAUUAGUUUGGAAAAAAGCCAAUUACAGAACUUUCCUGCUGGUUUUUACAAGCUGUGUUGAUUUUUCUUUUCCUCCUUCUUUACCCUUCCAUGCGCCCCUUGCUGAUUUUUUAUGAUCUGUUCUAGAGCAAAACAAUACAUCUCCUGUGUUUUCUAUUGAGUGAAAAAGCUGUUUCUCUGAGUAGGUCUGCUCUCAGUCCAAAUCCAUAGCAGAGGGAUAAGAAAAGGUUGGUGCAACAAACAAACAAAAAGCCCCCAAACAAACAAAUUUCCAGCAAAGCAAGAUCAAACGAACAAAAAUUCCCCCAUUCUGAUGUGUGUGACUUUCCCACCAUGUUACAAAACAGCCCAGUAAUGAUUAGCAUCCUGUUUUCCACGGACUUUGCGGACUCGCUGUUUCAAUCCCAGCUGCACAGAUAACAACGUCCGUGUUGUCCCUGCUUUCUCGGGGAAGAGAUACAAAAGCUGAGAUGUUGGCAUGUCCUCUUCUGCAUGUGGGCACCUCUCAUUAAUGAUGGCUCUCCUUAAUGCAAACACUCCUAAGGGUAAGAACCAGCUACGGCUCUGACCUGCUGUGAUGCCAUAGUGGAAUAAUUGCACUGAUUUCAGUGGAGCAACGCCACACAAAAGGACAAAAUAUAAAGAAUAUAAGAUUUGUCAUAUAUUAACAAAAACAUAUAGGGUUUUUAAUAGGCUGUGUGCCAAGCAAAAAGCAAAAGUUGUUUGAGAAACACAUACAUUAAACCCAUGGCAAGUUAAACAGUGCAUUCGGUACCCUACGAAGAGCCAAAGCCUUUUCCAGCUGCUCUAGCAAUUGAGCAGGGUCAUCUCAUACAGCAGAACUUUAGGAUCUGUGCAAUGCAAAAUAACUUUUUGGUUUAUUUUCUUAUGCCUGGAGGCAAUCACUUAAUUUUUUUCCCAGCUCCUGACCCAAGGCAUACAGUUAGCCCCGAAGUGUAACCGUGUUUGUGUGUCAAACCUAUUUUGCAAAGGAACAAAGGCUUUUAAAGGAGAACAAAAAGGAAGUAAAAGUAAUAUACUGUACAGAUCGCUGUAAAAUUGAGCUGUAGUGUAAGACCUUGUGCUUUAGAAUUCACUGUCAAGGAACUCAGAUGUGUAUCAUAUUUAUUUAUUCUGGUAGGUAAAAGAAGGGAAAAAAAGAGUUUAUAUUCAUUUCCGAAAAGCUACAGCAUGAUGCUAUGUACCAAUUGUACUAGUCCUGCUUUCUG
Cuculus canorus (common cuckoo) is the source of this 7408-nucleotide messenger RNA. It is a transcript of the gene DMBX1, whose product is annotated as diencephalon/mesencephalon homeobox 1. The transcript is spliced from 5 exons. Gene Ontology annotation, molecular function: DNA-binding transcription factor activity, RNA polymerase II-specific; RNA polymerase II transcription regulatory region sequence-specific DNA binding. Lineage: Eukaryota; Metazoa; Chordata; Aves; Cuculiformes; Cuculidae. The coding region runs from base 107 to 1195 and encodes 362 amino acids. Gene Ontology annotation, biological process: regulation of transcription by RNA polymerase II. The record is from RefSeq and is a predicted model, not a curated record.